GGUGCAUUCGCGAGUUGUAGAAAGCGGUCGAGUCGAGGGAAAGAAACGCAUUUUUUUCCUGCGCCACGGGACUGCAGUCUUUCCCCGAUCGAAUGAGGAAACCUAUAACUCUUUCGAAUGACAGUUGCAGAGGUUUUAUUCGCGAUAUGUAGAAAGCGGUACAACUGAGUGAACUAAAGACGCAUUUUUUUCGCCGUGCGGGACUAUACUCGUAGUCUUUCACCGAGUCGGACCAUGGAAGGUAGCGGGGACAACAGCUUCUCCCUCCCGAACGUUUCGAACCAGAGUUUCCCCACGGCCAUCCCGGGGUUUCAGCGGGACGAGACGCUAGCGGCGAUAGAGGUGGGGGUUCUGGGCGCGAUGAUGUUCCUGGCGCUCGGCGGGAACUUGUGCGUCCUGGCAGACAUCUACCACAGCAGACGGCACCACAGGCGGAUGCACCUUUUCCUCACACAUCUAUGUAUUGCAGAUCUUGCCGUUGCCUUCACGAACAUCCUCCCACAGCUGAUCUGGGACGUGACGGGCCGGUUCCUUGCCGGCGACAUCAUGUGCCGGGUGGUCAAGUUCAUCCAGCUGGCGUCCCUGUACGGCUCGUCCUACGUCUUAGUCGCCACCGCAAUGGACCGGUACUCGGCGAUCUGCCACCCCAUGUCCGUCCUCACCAAGACCUCCAAGCACCCGAAACGACUGAUCCUGCUGAGCUGGUGUCUGUCGUUCCUGUUCGCCGUACCGCAGGCGCAAAUCUUCCGGCUGCAGCUGGUACAGGGGGAGUACGACUGCUGGGGGGAGUUCGAGGGGGACUGGGGGGACAAGGCGUACGUCACCUGGUGCUGUCUCUCGCUCUUCGUGGUCCCCUGCUUCAUCAUCGCGUUCGUCUACGUGCUGAUCUGUCGGCAGGUGUGGAAGAGCUUCCAGAGCGACAACCUGGACGUGGUGAGGACGCGGCGGGGGGUCAAGGUGACCCGUCACCGGCAGCUGACCGUCAGGCCCAGGACUCACAUGGGGAUCGACUUCACGGCCACCAAGGUGAAGACGGUGCAGAUGACGCUGGUGAUCGUCAUCGCCUACGUGGUGUGCUGGUCGCCGUUCUUCGUCUGCCACCUGUGGAACACCUGGGACACUGAGGCGCCAUUCGAAGGUGCAGCUUUUACUAUCAUCAUGCUGCUGGCCAGUCUGAACAGCUGUGUCAACCCCUGGAUCUACUUCCUCUUCACCGGACAGUGCUUCGGCUCUCUGCGUGGGAGGAAACAGCAGUACAUGAUCCCAACAACUUUUCGCUCCCGCUCAAGCCCAAACAACAAGCACCUUGACCGCGCCCUGCACAGCAUGAGUGACCACUCCGGUGCCAACGGUCACACCGUCCGCUACGUCAACGGCGUCAACAACCACGUGACGUUCGUGGCCUGCUACACCCGGUCCGUCACCACCAAGACCAGCACGCGGAGCAUGCGGCGUGGGGACCAGCGACAACCGCCUCCCCCGCCACCUCCUCCCAUCCGAACGGUGAAGUUCUCGCUCCACGAUGACGUUGUUGAGUACAGCAGCGGCGCCCCGCGGUCAGACGGGGUUCUGGAGGUGAAGAAGAAGCACACCAAGCGCCACACACACUCGUUCGGAACCGUCUACAGCUUUGACACACACUCUGUGUGAGCAUGGAGUUAAAAUCAAUGUGGAUAUAAUUGAUUUCUACAAUCAAUUGAUUUUAACUCCAUGGUGUGAGUCAGCACUGCCACUUCCAUCCGGGAACUUGCUGGC
Molecule: messenger RNA, 1755 nt
Organism: Branchiostoma belcheri (Belcher's lancelet)
Lineage: Eukaryota; Metazoa; Chordata; Leptocardii; Amphioxiformes; Branchiostomatidae
Product: mesotocin receptor-like
Exons: 4
Coding region: 235-1650 (471 amino acids)
Biological process (GO): G protein-coupled receptor signaling pathway
Cellular component (GO): membrane
Molecular function (GO): peptide binding; vasopressin receptor activity
Source: RefSeq, a predicted model, not a curated record